GCCCCCCUCGCAGUAGAGUACGAAGCUCGGAAAGCAAAGAAACCAAAGACCAAACUCCCCAAUCAAAUCGGAACUCCGCCCAAUUUAGCCCUGCAACCAUGUACGGCGGAGAUGAGGUAUUAGCUAUAGUGGUGGACUUAGGCUCACACACUUGCAAAGCUGGUUAUGCCGGCGAAGAUGCUCCGAAAGCCGUCUUUCCUUCGGUUAUUGGAUCAAUUGAUCAAAUGGAAGUUGAUGAGCCGGAUAAUCCAGACAAGAAUUCUGGAUCUGUUCCAGAUUCUAAAUCCAAGGCUAAGCGAAAGUUAUACGUAGGAUCCCAGGCCUUGGGAUUCCGCCGGGAUCAUGUGGAGGUCCUAUCUCCAAUUAAGGAUGGGAUAGUUGCUGAUUGGGAAAUUGUUGAAAGCAUAUGGGAUCAUGCCUUCAAGGAAUGCCUCUUGAUUGAUCCUAAGGAGCAUCCCAUGCUGCUUGCUGAGCCAUGUGCUAAUUCUCAACAACAGAGAGAAAAACAUGAUCUAAUCUGUCAGACUAUUCCUGGUAUGGAGAAUUUUGCCGAGACUGCUCCUUCUGUUCGUGGACUGCCACAAAUGGUCUUGGAGAGCAUAAAUAAGUGUGAUGUGGAUAUUAGGAGAGAACUCUUCAGCAGUAUACUGCUUGCUGGUGGCACUGCAUCCAUGCAACAGUUAAAGGAACGUCUGGAGAAAGACUUGCUAGAGGAAUCUCCUCAAGCUGCUAGAGUGAAAGUUUUGGCAAGUGGAAAUGCAACAGAAAGGAGAUUCAGUGUUUGGAUAGGUGGGAGUAUAAUGGCGUCGCUUGGAUCCUUUCAGCAAAUGUGGUUUUCAAAGUCUGAGUUCGAGGAACAUGGAGCUUCUUAUGUUCAAAGAAAAUGCCCGUAAAAGUACUUGACUGGUGCGGACAAUUAUCACAUUAGACAGAAAUUCAUGGAGCUGACUUCACUUUGAUUAGUUUGCUGACGGUAUGGGUUGCUUGGUUUUAAUAUCCUGCUCUAUAGGUGCCCAAACAAUGUAAUAUAUAUAUA
This is a messenger RNA of Coffea arabica (coffee), 1036 nucleotides long. The record is from RefSeq and is a predicted model, not a curated record. NCBI's taxonomy places the organism in Eukaryota, Viridiplantae, Streptophyta, Magnoliopsida, Gentianales, Rubiaceae.